Molecule: messenger RNA, 809 nt
Organism: Gallus gallus (chicken)
Lineage: Eukaryota; Metazoa; Chordata; Aves; Galliformes; Phasianidae
Gene: C17orf67
Product: C17orf67 homolog
Exons: 4
Coding region: 35-307 (90 amino acids)
Source: RefSeq, marked validated
AGACUGGACCAGGCUGAGAGAAAGCAGAAUCAGAAUGAAGCAGUUACUUGUGUUUAUCUUCCUCCUGGUCCUCAUGACCGCUUUUACAGACACUUCUCCAAUUUUGACUGAGAAAGAAGCCAAACAGAUUCUGAGAACUCGUCGUGAAGACAGACAAAGAAAAGCUGGUUUCCCCGAUGAGCCAAUGAGGGAGCACAUGCUUUACCUCCAGCGCUUGGAGCAGAGAUCGGAAGAGCAAUUCCUGGAGCACUGGUUGAAUCCACACUGCUUGCCACACUGCAACCGGGAUUUAGUCCAUCCAAUCUAAUGGUCUUGCCUACCCUGUGGUUGAUCUCUUCAUGGGCAUGUAAGAAGAUACAUACGGUGAUUGUGCUAAGGACAAGAUUAUUACUGCAUGGGCUAUAUGCUCAUUGUAGAGCUGAAUCUCUUUGCAAUAAUUAUAAUCCUAAUGUUAUGACAAAACUUCCAAACAUAAGUAGCUAGACAUAUUAUAGACCAACAUACAUUUUCCACCUGUCAAGAAAAUAGCGAUUGCAUGCAUGAAUAAAUAAAUGAUGUCUUUCCUCCAAGUUCUGAGCUACAGGCAAGAAUAAAUCAGUAAUGAGUCUAGAGGAUGCUUUCCAAGUGGACAGCUUUAGACUGUCUGAAGUAAAUGGAACUUAAAUGGACUUUGGAGGAAACGUUAAUCAUAGCUUUGUAGCUUAAAUAACAUCAUAUGAAGACACAACAUUUAGCAAUGCUGAUCUAUGUUCAAUCGCUUGAUGAGUAUUUCAUGUAUUGUUUCAUAAUAAAUGCUUAAUUCAAAUCCA